This is a messenger RNA of Neomonachus schauinslandi (Hawaiian monk seal), 1364 nucleotides long. Its product is annotated as neuferricin. The coding region runs from base 1 to 795 and encodes 264 amino acids. Gene Ontology annotation, cellular component: endomembrane system; membrane. The transcript is spliced from 4 exons. Lineage: Eukaryota; Metazoa; Chordata; Mammalia; Carnivora; Phocidae. The record is from RefSeq and is a predicted model, not a curated record.
AUGCGGAGGCUCGGCGGGCGUGGGCUCUUGUUGGGCCUAGCCGCGGCGGCGGCGGCGGCGGCGGCGGCACGGUGGAUGGGCUGGUGGGGCGGCCGCGCUGGCCUUCGCCUUUUCGUCCCCGAGGAGCUGGCCCGCUACCGCGGCGGCCCCGGGGACCCGGGCCUCUACUUGGCGUUGCUCGGCCGCGUCUACGAUGUGUCCUCCGGCCGGAGGCACUACGAGCCGGGGGCCCACUAUAGCGGCUUCGCAGGCCGGGAUGCAUCGAGGGCGUUUGUGACUGGGGACUACUCUGAAGCAGGCCUGGUGGACCAUGUAGCUGACUUGUCGUUUUCGGAGGUGCUGACCCUUCAAAAUUGGCUUUCGUUCUACGAGAAGAAUUACGAAUUCGUUGGAAGGGUGAUAGGACGGUUCUACGGAGAGGACGGCCUCCCUACGCCGGAACUGACCCAGGUGGAAGCCAUGAUCAGCCGAGGCUCGGAGGCGGGCCGGCGGGCGCUGGAGGAGAAGCAGACGUUCCCACCGUGCAAUGCCGAGUGGAGCUCCAGCAGGGGCAGCCGGCUCUGGUGUUCCCCGGAGAGCGGAGGUGUGAGCAGAGACUGGAUCGGUGUCCCCAGGAAGCUGUACAAGCCGGGUGCCAAGGAGCCCCACUGUGUGUGCGUGAGAACCACCGGACCCCCUAGCGACCAGUCACCGGGCCUCCCUGCAGACACGAACCGUGGGGACUUGGACCACCCCAGCUUGGGGGAGUACACGGGCUGCCCACCCCUGGCCAUCACCUGCUCCUUCCCGCUGUGAGUCCGUGCCCCAGAUGGUGAUAACCCCCAGGGAACCCUGCCUGGAAGCACGCUGCCCACACUCUGCAAACAUGGCCCACGCCCCUCACCGAGGGCUCACCCUCCUGUGCCUGAGACCAGAGCGCGCCGGCCUGCCCGGUACCUGUCAGCCUGUUUGUGAUCUACUCGCCAUCCUUCUUCAGAGCCCUCAGACGGCAAUGCGCGCAAAUCUGACCAACUCAAAACUAACUGGACUGCCAUGCCCGACCUGUAACUCCCCACCCGGCUAGGGCACUGGGGGCACUGGCCAAUCGGAGACAGGCAGACGCGUCCAGAGAAGCCACGGAUCGUUCAGAGCGUCCAUGUAACUCUUCUAGGUUCCCCUGAUUUUACCUCUGCCCGGAGCCAAGCCACACCCAGUUGAUGGGAGCCGAGCCCAACCGGGAGAGGGAACAAUGAAACAGGGCAGGCUAAUCCUGGAGGGGAAGGGCUUUCGCUUACACGGAGGCAGCAAAUCCAGACGCCUCCGAGCAGCAGUUUGAAGUGAGGAUAUUCUUUCUCUCUUAAACAUUUAGAAUUAGGUGUGGGACA